AUGGGUGACCCUCCGAAGAAGCAGCAUCGGAAGAGGCCGAAGAAGUCAGUUCCUGGAUUCAACGACGACUCGGAGCACCGACGAGCCCUGCAACACGAGCCACGUGGACGGCAACCACGCACCGGCAGAUCGCCUCCUGCGUUGAGACGGAAGCGCGGGCUGAAAGCACGUACGCUACGUGCACUGUCGGCUGACUCGUCGAGCUCCACGCCGUCAUGCCCGCCUACGCAAGUGAGUGCGACGCCUUCCGCGCGCGCCCCAAUUGCCCUGGAUACUCCCUUCCGCGCGUUUCCUUUUGAUGCGCCGAAGACUACUCCCAGCGGCCAACACGCCGCAUCGUCCGCUUCAAUGGACACCGCCGCAGAGGCCCCCACCUCGGCUGCCUCUACCGACGACGAUGCCAGCUGCCCGUCGACCGGCGACACCGACGAGAAUGCCGGCAUCUUCUUCUUGCCAACCGCAAGCAUGAUUGGUGCCGACACUACGUCCUCCCGUACGAACGCGACCACCUCGCCCGAGGCAAGUCCUGUCCGGCCGGUUUCUCCACCACUGUCGUCGCCGGCGGCCUGCUGGUCGCCACCGCUCACCAACACCGAGCCCACUGCACCUGCGGCGGAGAAGGGCUCGCGCUCGGCGGCAGUGGCUGCUCCCGUCGACGACGACGACCCAGCUGACGGCCCCUCGUACAACGAGAGCCGGCCGAGAGCGCCCACCCCUGCCCCAACUGCUGAGGGAACAGGGGAGCUCAUCCCCAGAAGCUCUCCGCUGCUGCUCGCGGCCGCCGAGGACGCCCAAGCCUGCCAGCCGGCAGCGGUACAGCCAAAACAAGCCUCAAGCCUCAAUUACCGACGGUUCGUCGACUUCGAGCCGCACACCCCACCCGUUUACGGCGGCGUCGCUCGCGAUACCGCCGUCACGGUCCACUACCGUCCCAUCGGGCGCAAAGCGACUUUCCUCGCACUCUCAAGGGACGGUAUCGCUGCCCAGCUCUCCUCUGUGCCAGGCGUGAGACGCGUUCGCGUGAACUUCCGCCGGAAUGUGGUGGCUGCUGACGUGGCGCGCGGUGCCGACUUGGCGCCCCUCCUCGAAGUGUGCGACAUCGGCGGCGUGGCGGUGCGCCCCAAGGCGCUACACAGCAACUCCUGUGGCCGAUCUUACAGUGACGCCCUGCGCGGUCGCAGCACCCAUACAGCCGCAGCUGAGCCGUCACGCGGUCCUCCAACCACUUUGAACGACGACCCCAGAGACGCGCUCAUAGCCGCUCUCGCCGCCGCACUCCGUGCCCUGCUCGUCCAGUGUCCAGCCAUUGACGGCAACGUUCGUCAAAUGUGUGAAGCGGCUCUCGCCGCGCAAGCACUGCUUCAUCACGGCUAG
Messenger RNA from Dermacentor andersoni, 1374 nucleotides. The record is from RefSeq and is a predicted model, not a curated record. Lineage: Eukaryota; Metazoa; Arthropoda; Arachnida; Ixodida; Ixodidae.